AAACCGACACCACCUUUUUUGCAAACAACAUACUACCGCUCUGAAUGUUAAAGUAAAUACACUGGACUGUGAUUACUCAGAACAUUAUUGUUAGGUCCUUUGUUUGGCCCGAGUGUAUAGGUUUCCUUGACACGAACCGAGUAUAAACAAGUAUUAAAGUGGACCGACGUGUUUCUUCCCGGACAAUGGGGCUGCCCGCCGACGGCGUAUUGUGGACACCGACCGCUAGAUGGCGUCGUAAUUUCUACGUGUACGUCGCCGGUCCGCCCGCGCGUCCGUCUCCAGCGGAGCGGCUCCCCUCUUGUCCUUUCCAGGUGUCUCCUCAGCUGCAAAGACCACUUUAAAUGUAGGACCGGGACAAGAUGGCGGAUUUAUCUUUGCUUCAGGAAGAUUCUCAGGAGGAAAUUGACGGAUUUGGUGUGGAUGACUACAGCUCGGAGUCUGACAUCAUCAUUAUCCCUUCAGCGUUGGACUUCGUAUCGCAAGAUGAGAUGCUGACACCCUUGGGCCGAUUGGACAAAUACCUUACCAGUGAGAAUAUUUUUAACAGGCAAAUGGUGGCUCGAAGUUUGCUAGACACCCUGAAGGCAGUGAGCGAGGACGAGAGAGACUGCAUCGCUGUGCUGGAGCGGGUCAGCAGGCUGGCGGACGACUCGGAGCCCACGGUGCGGGCCGAGCUGAUGGAGCAGGUGCCUCACAUCGCCAUCUUCUGCCAGGAGAACAGACCCUCCAUCCCCUUCGCCUUCUCCAAGUACCUGCUGCCCAUAGUGGUGAGAUACCUGGCUGACCAGAACAACCAGGUGAGGAAAACGAGCCAGGCUGCACUUCUGGUGUUGCUGGAGCAGGAGCUUAUCGAGCGUGUCGACAUCGAGAGCCAGAUCUGCCCUGUACUGGUAGACCUUACGGCCCCAGAUAGCAACGAUGACGUCAAGACUGAAGCCAUGGCGAUCAUCUGCAAGAUGGCGCCCAUGGUGGGGAAGGACAUCACAGAGCGCCUCUUCCUGCCGCGGUUCUGUGAGAUGUGCUGCGACUGCCGCAUGUUCCACGUGCGCAAGGUGUGCGCAGCCAAUUUUGGGGACAUGUGCAGCGUGGUUGGGGGUGAGGCGACCGAGGAGCUGCUGUUGCCCCGCUUCUUCCAGCUCUGCUCCGACAACGUGUGGGGUGUCCGCAAGGCUUGUGCAGAGUGCUUCAUGGCCGUCUCCUCCGCCACCUCUCAGGACGUGCGCCGCACCAAGCUGUCCUCACUCUUCAUCAACCUCAUCAGCGACCCGUCCCGCUGGGUGCGACAGGCCGCCUUCCAGUCCCUUGGCCCGUUCAUCUCCACAUUUGCCAGCCCCUCCAGUGCUGGCCAGUACUUCAGGGAAGAGGGGGGGGAUGGCACACGCACCUGUCCCCCCAGCAGUGGGGAAGCUUCAGAGACUGCAGUGAGCAAGCCUCCAGUCAGUCUAAAUGCAGAGGCAGCCUCCGAUCAGCAGGGGGCGACGUUGAGCCUGGACUCGGACUGCUCGCUGGAUCUCACCCAGGAAUACCCCUACUCGGAGGUGCCAGAUCACCAGCCCCACUGUGAUGUGGAGGCACCAGGCUGCUGCAGGACGGAGGAGAGCAGUGUGGACCUUGGGGUGGAGGGUGGAGGGGAGCAGGCAGCUGAGGCUCUAGCGUCGGACGUCUCGUGCGACGCGGAGGCUGAGCCAGAUCCGGAUCCUGACCCAGAUCCGGUUUUUGGGGAUGUUGAUGGGGGUGAGGCCUCUUACUUGGAUGCGGUGGAGAAUACGACCAUAGCAGAGGAUCGGGAUACGGCCGCCCCUGCCGAGGCGGUCCCGGGGGCCGUCCCUGAACAGGAGCUCUACAACUCCUUCCAUUACUGGAGGACUCCUAUCCCCAACAUUGACAUAGACCUGGAGUUACAGGAGGAUCAGGGCCCAGAGCGAGCAAGCACCAGCCCACCUGGGCACCAAGGGGCCCCUUCCCUCGGCCGGAAGGAGCUCGAGGAGAUGAUUGAGAACCUUGAGCCGCACAUAGACGAUCCCGACGUGAAAGCACAAGUGGAUGUGCUGACGGCUGCCCUCCGGGUCGCGGCGCUGGACUGCCACCUGGCAGGGGUGGUGCCAGAGCUCCGGGACGCUGCCCGAGGCCGCGGCGGCCCCUUCGGCGCCCACGCCGUGCCUUUGAUCACAGACGCCGCCGACAUCCAGAACCACGAGCCGACUCUCACGAUCCGGCACAGCGACGACUCCGAGCUCAGCGACAGCCCGAGUCCCGAGGAGAAGAAGUCUAAGCGGCAGGACGUGGUACCUCAAGCCCUACUGGACCAGUACCUGUCCAUGACCGACCCGUCACGUGCUCAGACUGUUGACAUGGAGAUCGCCAAGCACUGCGCCUACAGCCUGCCAGGGGUUGCCCUCACCCUGGGCCGGCAGAACUGGCACUGCCUCCGGGACACCUAUGAGACGCUGGCCUCGGACAUGCAGUGGAAGGUGCGCCGGACGCUGGCCUUCUCCAUCCACGAGCUGGCCUUGAUCCUUGGAGACCAGCUGACGGCUGCGGACCUGGUGCCCAUCUUCAAUAGCUUCCUCAAGGACCUGGACGAGGUGCGGAUAGGGGUCCUCAAGCACCUCUACGACUUCCUCAAGCUGCUGCACCAAGACACCCGCCGCAAGUACCUGUACCAGCUGCAGGAGUUCCUGGUCACGGAUAACAGCAGGAACUGGCGUUUCAGAUCAGAGCUCGCCGAGCAGUUGGUCUUGUUGCUGGAGCUAUACAGCGGUCAGGAUGUCUACGACUACUUGCGCCCCCUGGCUUUCAGCUUGUGCACUGACAGAGUCUCCUCUGUGCGGUGGAUUGCCUACAAACUGGUGAGUGAGAUUAUCAGGAAGCUGUCUUCUGACCCACCCCUGGUGGCUGACUUCAUGGUGGAGCUGGUCGACAAGUUCUGCCACUCGCCGAAGUGGUCGGGGCGCCAGGCCUUUGCCUCUGUGUGUCAGCUGGUCAUCGAGGACGACUGCGUCUCCCUGGAGCAGUUCUCCGAGCACCUGCUGGCCCCGCUGCUCCAGCUGGCGUCCGACCCGGUACCCAACGUCCGGGUUCUUCUGGCCAAGACCAUCCGGCAGAGCCUGCUGGAGAGGGUGGCGGGGCAGGCGGGGGCCACUGCCCCUGGGACAGGCCCUCCCCUGGAUCGUAGAGGGCCCUCCCCCCAGCCAAAAGAGGACCCUCUCAUAUCCUCCUGAGACCCAAGGAAAGUGUCCUUCAAUUUUAGG
Paramormyrops kingsleyae is the source of this 3254-nucleotide messenger RNA. The record is from RefSeq and is a predicted model, not a curated record. Lineage: Eukaryota; Metazoa; Chordata; Actinopteri; Osteoglossiformes; Mormyridae.